CAUGCGCGCGGCUCCGGGAGCCGGUGGGGGUCCGUGUGCGGUGGGCGGUGCGGCCUGGAUGUCCCCCGCCGUGGGGCGGCCUGGCUCGGCCCCAUGGCCGCCGUGUUCCUCGUCACGCUCUACGAGUACUCGCCGCUCUUCUACAUCACCGUGGUGUUCGUCUGCUUUCUCGUCACCAGCGGACUGGUGCUGGGUUGGUUUGGGUUGGGUGUUCCUGUUAUUCUGAGAAACUCAGAAGAAACUGAAUCCAGCACAAAAGUUUUGAAAAAGCGGAUGAGACAAGUGAAGAAUCCUUUUGGGUUAGAAAUCCCUCAUCCUGCUACAGCUUCAGUAACAAAGGGUAUAACACUGACACCUGAUUGUCUGGAAGACUGUAUUCUUACAUGCUACUGGGGCUGCAGCGUUCAAAAACUCCACGAAGCGUUACAGAAACAUGUCUACUGCUUCAGAAUAAAGACUCCUCAGGCGUUGGAGGAUGCUCUGUACAGCGAAUACCUCUAUCGGCAACAGUACUUCAUUAAAAAAAAUGACAAGGAAGAAAAAUACUGUCAGUUACCAGAAGAUGCUCAAGUUGUCGAUUUUGGCCCGGUGCCUAGAUCUCGCUAUCCGCUGGUAGCAUUGUUGACGUUAGCUGAUGAAGAAGACCGAGAAAUAUAUGAUAUUAUUUCAAUGGUGGCUGUAAUCCACAUUCCUGACGAGAGCUACAGACUUUCCUGCAGAAUACUGUAUCAGUAUCUACUUCUAACUCAAGGUCAAUACCAUGAUCUGAAGCAACUCUUCAUGUCUGCGAAUAGUACCGCACCAUCUUCAAGCGAUACGUCCCCUGGUGAGAGGAGCACUGACAGAAGCUUGCUAGAAAAGGCCGGACUGGCUGAAGAUGAGCCAGAAUUGCAUGAAGAAAACAGUAAAGACUGUGUUGUUUGCCAGAAUGGCCCGGUGAACUGGGUACUCCUGCCCUGCAGGCACGCCUGCUUGUGCGAUGGCUGCGUUAAGUAUUUUCAGCAGUGUCCAAUGUGUAGGCAAUUUGUUCAAGAAUCUUUUCCACUUUGCAGUAAAAAGGAGCAAGAUGAAGAUGAAUCAACCCGUAUCUUGCAAGAUGUUCUUCCUGGAGGAGUUUUUUAAUGGGGAGGAAGAAAAGAGAAGAACUGGGUUGUAUGCACCGAGAUUAAAUGUAGAAAACAGACUGUUUAUGGGAGGAGAUGUAGCAUUAACUUCUAUGGUUUUGCUUUUUAUUGUUAGGUAAUUUUCAGCUUCCUUGUUUUUCUUCGCUCCAUAUGCUCGCAGGAACGCUACGCUUAGCCAUGCAACGUGGACAGAAGUGCGUAGGAUAUCUUUGAAGGAUGUGAUGUUAUUUAUAACUUCUUAGUAGUUUUUCAUGGGGUACUAUGGGAGGCUAUUUUCAUUACUAAAUUUAGUAUGCCUACUAAAAAAAGAAUAAAAUUUGCAAGUGAAGUUGCA
This is a messenger RNA of Phalacrocorax carbo (great cormorant), 1458 nucleotides long. NCBI's taxonomy places the organism in Eukaryota, Metazoa, Chordata, Aves, Suliformes, Phalacrocoracidae. The record is from RefSeq and is a predicted model, not a curated record.